AAAAAAAAAAAAAAAAAACACAGAAACAGACACCAGUACACCACCACAACACAGCUCCACCGUCUUUACAUGGUUUAUCUCUCCCUCAUAUAUAUCGUCUAGAGAUCUCAGACUCUAGAGGUCUCCAUUCCCCACAACUUCUUACUCCACUUUGUUACUCUCUCUCUCUCUCUCUCUCUUUCUCUUUCUCUUUCUCUCUCUUUUUCGGAUUCUUGAUUUCAGUUUUUCUCUAUCUUCACUGCUUCUUGAUUUCAAGGCACCAACCCUCUCAGGACACCAUUAAUUUCUCUUUUUUGUGAUUAUUCUGGUUUCAAUCAUGGAUGUUUUAGUGAUUGUGGUACUUAUCUUGGCCAUGACUGGUUACUCAAGUGCAAACUGGUGUGUUUGUAGGAGUGAUGUGAGUGACACAGCUUCUCAGAAGGCCUUAGAUUAUGCUUGUGGAGCUGGAGCUGACUGCUCACCCAUCCUUCAAUCUGGGGCUUGUUACCAGCCUAACACUGUGAAGGCCCAUUGCUCUUAUGCUGUCAACAGCUACUUCCAGAGGAAGAGUCAAGCUUCAGGGACCUGUGAUUUUUCUGGUGCUGCCCAAGCUGUCACAACUGACCCAAGCCCUAGUGGUUCUUGUAUAUUUCCUGCAACCCCAAGUGCUGCAGGAACCAGUACUACAACCCCAACAACUGGAACAACACCAACCACCACAACCCCAUCUACAACUCCAACUACAGGAACUACUCCUACAGGAACUACUCCUACAGGAACCACUCCUACAACCACCACUCCCACUACUAGCACAGGCACAACUCCUACUACUACCACUGGAGGGAUCAUAGGAGGGAUUGGCUCUGGUUUAGGUCCUUCAAGUACUACUGGCAUCAACACAGAUGGCACUGGUGCUGGCCAUGCCUUACAACACAACUUAUUCUCCCUUUUGCUAGCCCUUUGGUUCUCAGGCUUCCUUUUCUUGUGGGCUUGAAGGGGACAAGUGACAAAAGGUUCUUGAUGGUGGAUGGAGAAUGUUGGGCUUUGAUGUGUGGAUGAGAUGAUGCUGCAGCAAAGAUGAUGGUAUGCAUGUGAUUGAUUAUACACUAGUGUGCUUAAGGGAACCAUCUAGAAACAUUCUCCACUAGGGUUUUUUUUUUUUUUUUUCCUCUCUCUCUCUCUCUCUCGUUCUUUCCUCAUAUUAUGUAGAAAAGCCGGGUGUGAUCUUUUGGUGGUGAUGAGCUCCUGGUGGAAUGGAACCUAAUCUCUUUGUAUCUUCCAUGCUCUUUAAGAGUGUUUUUUGUUCUGGCAAAA
Macadamia integrifolia is the source of this 1293-nucleotide messenger RNA. RefSeq names its product PLASMODESMATA CALLOSE-BINDING PROTEIN 3-like. The record is from RefSeq and is a predicted model, not a curated record. The transcript has 4 exons. The coding region runs from base 317 to 973 and encodes 218 amino acids. Lineage: Eukaryota; Viridiplantae; Streptophyta; Magnoliopsida; Proteales; Proteaceae.